Messenger RNA from Paralichthys olivaceus (Japanese flounder), 1289 nucleotides. Its product is annotated as lathosterol oxidase-like. Lineage: Eukaryota; Metazoa; Chordata; Actinopteri; Pleuronectiformes; Paralichthyidae. Gene Ontology annotation, molecular function: C-5 sterol desaturase activity; iron ion binding. Gene Ontology annotation, cellular component: membrane. The record is from RefSeq and is a predicted model, not a curated record.
UUUUAUGUACUGAAUAUAGUCUGAUGUGGAUUAAGAGCCUUUCAUCAACUAAAUCAAUCAAUGCAUCAGCAAUGCUUUGAUGACUAAAGGAGAACUAAUGUCUGGACUUUGGUCUUUUCAUCAGUCGACCAACCUGCAGCCAACAGUUAAUACACAGCGUCAUUCUUGGAGGUAAAACUAGUCUUUUGAGCUUUAAUGUUUUUACACUGAAAUCACAGCCGGAGGUGAGACAGUGGUCAUUGAUUUUCCAACUCGAUUAAAAAAAUAAAGGCUAAAAUGAUCACAAUAACACAAUCAUUGUAAAUGUUUUUCUUCUCAGCACUGUUGAGUAGUUUCUGUUGUGCAAUUAGGAAGGCUGAUAUUUUCACUGCUCUUAACCCGCAGACUGUGCCAUGGAUCGCGUGCUGAACAUCGCUGACCACUACAUCCUCACUCCGUACGUUUACCCGGCCUCGUGGCCCGAGGAUGAAGCUCUGCGUCAGAUCAUCAGCCUGUGGGUGGUGACAACAAUGGGAGCAGAGCUGCUCUACCUGGGCUUUGGUGCUCUUAACUUCUACAGUGUGUUUGACCACAAUCUCAUGAAACAUCCACAGUUUAUUAAGAACCAGGUUAGAAAAGAAAUCCAGCUGGGAGUCACCUCGAUUUUCUGGAUGAGCUUCCCCACAGUAGCUAUUUUCUUCUGGGAGAUCAGGGGACACAGCAAACUUCAUGACAACAUCAGCGAAUCUUCCCUGGGCUGGCCUGGAGUGUUCCUGAGCAUUGCUGGCUUCUUGUUCUUUACCGACAUGUGGAUCUACUGGAUACACCGGUGGAUGCAUCAUAAGCGCAUUUACAAGCACUUACAUAAGCAACACCAUGUAUUCAAGAUCCCCACGCCAUUUGCCAGCCAUGCCUUCCACCCACUCGAUGGCUUCCUGCAGAGCUUACCCUACCAUGUCUACGCCUUCAUCUUUCCCCUGCAAAAGGUGGUGUACCUCUCACUCUUUGUCUUUGUCAAUUUUUGGACCAUUUCCAUACACGACGGAGAUUACCGCAUCCCCGGCCCUCUGAUAUGUGUGAUUAACAGUGCUGCUCACCAUGUGGACCAUCACCUCUACUUCAACUACAACUAUGGACAAUACUUCACGCUCUGGGAUCGUCUGGGGGGCUCCUACAGGCAUCCCUCUGCCCUGCUGGGGGAGGGGUCCCACGACCACGUACGCAAGCUCAUGGCAGAGGCUGCAAAGAAAAAGUGAUGGUGGAAGCAGCAGCCUGGAUAUUUUUGUUUCUCAAUAGAACAUCUCUGGGAG